UAUAGUCAAUCUUUGAGAGAGAAACUAGUGAGAUAAAAGAGAAACAAGCGCUCGCUCGCUCACUUAGGUCCUUUUAAUUUUUCUUCAUUGCCUUGUUCAUCGCCAUCAUUAGCAACAAAGGUAACAGAACCUCCACCUUGUGCAAGUUUGAUUUUUUCUUCAUAUUUCAACUACCCAAGAAACAGCUGCUUCAAUUCGCAGAGAUAAAGCUAAUAUACUACACAUUUACUACGCCUCUCCUUUUCCUCCUUUUCUUGGGCUUCAGAUCUUGUUUUUUUUUUUUUUAUCUACAAUUCUGUGAAUUCCGAGAUGGGUUCUUCUCUGAUUAGCUCGGAAAGCAAGAAACCGUGAUCUGACACGGUUUUCCAACCAGAUUUGAGCUUUCACCUUGAUUUUCUGAUCUGGGUCUUCUUCUCUUUUCCUUGUGGUCCUCUGUUUGAUUACCCUUUGGCUUUUUUUUUAGCAUUGUUGCUCUGAUCUGUGUUUUCCUUUUGCAAAUUGUAAUUCUAAUUCAAUGGAGGAAGGUCGAGGAGGAUUAAAGCACGUAUGCAAGUUCUGCAGCAAGCGCUUCCCCUGUGGUAGAUCAUUGGGCGGUCACAUGAGGUCUCAUUUGACCAUUAAUUCGACAGAAACAGAGGAAAAACUGAGCAAAAUAAAAGUCUCCUCUUUCAACAAUGGUAGAAACCAGACUAAUGCUGAGAUGGGUUUGGAAGCUGGGAUUUACACUGGUUAUGGCCUUAGAGAGAACCCCAAGAAGACUAGGAGGCUUGCUGAUUCAAGCGAAGAGACUUCGCUCUAUGAAAAGUUAUGCAAAGAAUGUGGUAAGAAGUUUCUUUCUUGGAAAGCUCUGUUUGGUCACAUGAAAUGUCACUCAGAGAAAGAAAAAGGUUGUAUUAGCUUGGAGGAUCAAGACUCGUGGAUCAGUGCUAGCCACAAGCUCGUCAUGGACAGCCAAUCCGACAAUGAAUCCGACAAUCCAAGUCGGAGGAGGAGAUCGGAAAGAAGAACAAGGUACAUGGCAACUGCAACCUCUUCUUCUUUCUCUAUAGCCAAUGGUAAUUCCUCCUCUGUUUCUGAUAUUGAGCAAGAACAAGAAGAGGUUGCUAUGUGCUUGAUGAUGCUUUCUAGGGAUGUGGGUCAUUGGGGUGGUUUGAAUUCUGCUGCAGAGUCUUCUGAUAAUAAUUCUGUCUACUUAGAAGCUCUUGAAUCUUUUCAAACUAACCGGAUUUCUAAAAUCGAUGGCAAGACUUUUGUCUGCAAUGGUAGUGAAACUGUGAAAGUGAAGAAAUUUAGUGAUAAGAAUUCUGAGGAUCUCAAAGGGAGAAGGUCAGAAUUCUGUGCUCCUGGCAAUUCCAGAAGUCGCUCUAGAAAGAACAAAGCUGAAGCUUCCACUGAUGGGUUUUUCAAGAAUGAUCAUUUCGGAUUUGAGGAUUCUGAAGUUGAAUUGGGGAAGAAUUUCUCCAAGGAAACUGCAUUAAGUCAAGCUCAAUUGGCUUCAAUCAAGUUUAACUCAAGCAAGAGAAAGUUCCUUGAUUCCUAUGAUCCUGAAUUGAGGUCAGAGUCCUUGAAAACUUUGACUACCAAUUCUAUGGAUUCUGAAAUCUGCAAGAAUUCCAAUAAGAGGAGUAAAUUUGAGUGUACUACUUGCAACAGAACCUUCCACUCAUACCAAGCUCUUGGUGGGCACAGAGCUAGCCAUAAAAAGAUCAAAGGUUGCUUUGCUUCAAAAAUUGAGAGCAGUGAAAAUAGCAUAGAAACUGUUCAACACUCUCCUCACCCUACAGCCGAUAGUAAGCUCAUCAAGUUCUGCAAAAAUGAGAACCCCAUUGACCAAGAAAUACCAGCUGGUUGUGCUGAAAAGAGACAGAAAACUACAGGGUCCAAGAAGAGUAAUAAGGGGCAUGAGUGCCCAAUUUGCUUCAAAGUUUUUCCAUCAGGCCAAGCCUUGGGAGGUCACAAAAGAUCCCACUUGGUUGGUGGCUCUGAGGCUAGAAACAAUGCCACCAUUGUAAUCCAGAAGGCAGCGGCUCCAGAAACUCGGGACUUCCUUGAUCUCAAUCUCCCUGCUCCUGUCGAAGAAGAGAGCAAUAAUGGUCGUGUCGGGUUCGCGCCGUGGUGGGUAGGAAGCACCCACAAGCACGAGGCCCUAGUCGGUUUGAUCUCUAACUGAAUUUUUCUUAGUCCUGGCUGUGUGACGCCGGACAAAUAAAAGAAAAGAAAGAUAAAUUUCACGUUGAACAGACUCUCACCGCCGAAACAAAGAGGAGUCGCACAAAGUGUACACACAAGUUUUUUCUGGACACUAUUCCAUUAAUUCUUUACAAGAUUCAAGCAUUGCCAAGCUCACUGCCUUCAACUAGGCCUUCUGCAGACUUCAUCUGAUAAGUUUUUGUCAAACACUUCUUUCCUAUAUGCCUAUAUGUUUUACCUUUUCUUUUAGGUUAUAGAAUAAGCUCAUCAAUGUGUUUCAGUUUCACCUUGAAACUUCAAAUACUGUAACAACUUGGUUUUUUUCUUUCUUCUAUAUAUUUCUUC
This is a messenger RNA of Corylus avellana, 2535 nucleotides long. RefSeq lists its product as uncharacterized. Lineage: Eukaryota; Viridiplantae; Streptophyta; Magnoliopsida; Fagales; Betulaceae. The record is from RefSeq and is a predicted model, not a curated record.